Molecule: messenger RNA, 6130 nt
Organism: Aphanomyces astaci
Lineage: Eukaryota; Oomycota; Saprolegniomycetes; Saprolegniales; Verrucalvaceae
Exons: 4
Coding region: 4-5775 (1923 amino acids)
Biological process (GO): proteasome assembly
Cellular component (GO): nucleus; cytoplasm
Molecular function (GO): molecular adaptor activity
Source: RefSeq, a predicted model, not a curated record
GACAUGAGCAACACCACCACGUCGGACGCUGACAUCGUGAACGAGCGCGUGCUGGAGUUAGAGCGCGUCCUCCUUCGACUGGGACUCACAGACGAUGCGAAGCUAUGUGACGUCCUUCGCCUUCUUCUCCCACAACUCUUCCAGCGGCUUGUCACCACUGCCGCUCCUGCCGUCUCGGCCAAGAUCCUCGAGAUCUUCAGUCAUCUCGUAAAGCGGUUAAAAUCGUUUCCGUCGACACAGAUCGUGCUGCCGGUCGUGGCGCUCUUGCCGUACGUGGAUCCAGCGCCGUCGGAUACGUCCGUACCAGCUCUACACUUGACGUACGCGCGCAACUUUUCACUUCUUUUCGUGGAAAUGGGAUUCGGGGGAUGCCUGUCCGUGGACCUCAAAGCAGUUGUCCUCACGACGAUUGUCCGCGGCAUGGCCACCAAAUCGUCGGCGUACCACGAUGUCGUGUUUCGGUUGUUCGUGCACGUGUUCCUGUGGCAAGACACGGCCGUGACGUUGGAUGACACGACACGAUGGAGUCGUCUCGACGUCGCGGUGCUUCUCGACUUCUUUCUCGACCUCAUGCUCUGUCCGUCGUCAUCCCAGUCCGCACCACGCACGGAACGCUUGAUGCGCGCCAAAGUUGCAUCCCUCGAACCCGCGUCGCGAACACAUGUGCAGUUGAAGUUGGUGCAGUUCCUCAAACAGCAUGCCACGUCAUCUCCAGACCCGACGACUCCUUCCAACAUGGACGCAUCGGCGUGGUACGUUCACAUGGCGACGGGGGCAGCGGCGGGCCACCACUCAAUCGCAACGUACUGCCAGGACGAGCUAUCUCGUCUCAACAAGUACCACCUUCCAGCUCUGGACACUGCAUAUUCGAUCGCCCCGAUGUGUCAUUUGAUCCUUGGCUCGUCCAUACCUGCGCCGGAUGACGGCGGCUCGGCCUUUCUGCCCCGCCAGCCCCUUCCCGACUUGGUCGCGCUCGCGCUUGUCCCAGUCCUCUUGCAAGCCAAAUCCGUGGCCACGGAUUGCUUUCCCCUCAACUUGCAAGUCGUAUGUACGUUUCUCUUUGGCGACAGUCCCCAGCGGCCCCGCGCCGUCAAAGCCAACGUCCGCAAAGCCGGCAUGGACUUGUGUCUAUGGGUGCUCAUGCAUAGCCCUGACGCGAUCCUCCACGCGGCGCUCGGCCCUGUGCUGUUUUCCCCGCUCCUGAAACUUGUCACAGACGACGACAAUAGUAUGACGUCGGACGAAGUACCAGCGAAUGUGCGACACGAGCGCAACGUGGGUGUGUACACUGCGUUUUCAAUCCUCGCUAGACGAACCCCCGCCCUCGUGGCGGCGACCCCCGAAGCCUUCCAACGACUCAUGUACCGCGCUAUGGUUGAAGAAGAGCGAGGGCGGUCCGGCAGCGCUUGCCUCGAGGCGCUUCGGGCCGUGUGCGCGGCGUACGUCGGGGCACACGUGCCCGCAACCGUGACGAACGUGAUCAAGCGGGAGCUGACCGAGUUGGCGUCGUCGUCCAAGGUGCAGACGCCGACAUUCGACCGGGUGCGCGGGGUUUUGGCUUACUGGGCGUCCCACAUGCAGUUCCAAGGCUGUAGUGGUGAUGGAGGAGGGGGGGACUUGACGAUGCGCGUGGUGUGUCUUCGGUUCGCGGGGGAUGGCAGCGACCAAGUGCGGGAGGUUGCGAGGAAGGCCGUGUUCGAGGUGCCGCUGCCGCCGUUCGACAAAACGAUGUCGUUGCUGGGUCCCCAGCUGCCGUCGAUGGCCGCAGGUCAACCACGGGUCGUGCUAGAGCUGGCACUGGCGUUGUGUGUCGGCAGUUUGCAAGCGGAGGAUGAUGCGCGGCGGCACGACGUGCAGCCGUUGGUAGAUGCGUGCAUGGCGUUGUUAGCUGGUUCACACAAGGCGACUGCCGCAGAAACUCUCGUGACGGUGAUCCAUCGCAUGCGAUUGUGCGAGUUAUCGGUUGAUCAAGUGAGUACGAUCACACAUAUGAUGCUCCACGACGGGGACGACGGCGUGCGCGAGCUCAUGGCGAUCCUGCUGGCGACUCCAUCAAGAACCGCCGAUUGCUUUCAUGCACAAGUGCAGGCGUUGACGGCGCUACUUGCGGACGACCCACAACAUGCAUGCCCUUCGUCCGAAAUGCACGGCGCGCUGAGUGGCUUAGGCAUGCUCAUUCGAUCCAACAAGGCGUACCCGCACAAACAGGCCGUGGCUACCAUCGUAGCCGACACUGCGUCGGUUCACCUAGGCAAAUUCGUUCAAUAUGCAAUGAUACGCUUUGACCACGGGUGCAAACUCCACAGCGACGUCGUAUAUGCCAGUCUCCAGGCGCUGGGGGCGAUGGGUAACCUCGCUGAGGUGGGCACGGGAGCAGCCGUGCUGGACGUGGUGGUGCGCGUGCUCACGCUGGCUCCGACGCCGCCGCCGUCCGACAGCGCGACCGCAACCCUCAAACUGCGCGCCAUGCAAACCCUCGGGUGUCUUGUGUACGGGUUGCCACUCGACGACGACGAGGUCUUGAAUCAAGUGACGAGCGCCGUCGUGGCCACUUUGAAACGUGUGGCCGAUACGCGCGACGCGUGGUUUCAGUUUCAAGUUGCCACCAUGUUGGCGGCAUGGGGACAUGUCUUGUCGGAUGACGUGGCAGCAGCAGCAACCACGUCGGGAUCACGUCGGCAGAAUCGCGUGACCCGCGUACUCGACGAGGUGUUGGCGGGCAUAUCGUCGGCAAACCCCCACGUCCGCAACAGCGCCGCGAUUUGGCUGUUUGGCAUUGUCUCGUCGUCUGCCAACACGAAGCGCGACCACGAAGUCCGUCUAGAGAACGAAUGGACGCGGCAGAUUCGGCCGCGGAUGCUCUUGUUGCACGAGCUGUUGGUGGACCUGUUGAAUGAAAAGUCAGCAUUGACGCAAGAGUGCGCAGUCAAGGCGUUGGCUAUGCUGUUUGACCAGGCUGCGAUACAGGACAACGGAGAAGCCAACAUCAGUAGUAAUGGCCAACAGGCUGCGAUACAGGAUGAUGGCAUUGGUGGUGGUGGGAACGUCCAAAACAGUAUGAGCGACUCGCUGUUCAAACGACUUAAGUGUUUCCGGGCCUUUGUCGACUCGGCUGGUCCGUCCGCCGCCUCUGCGACACCGUCAGCCUCCGACCCAUCAUCGACCGCAGCCAACACGAUUGAAAAUGCGUGUUACCGUGAAGUGAGCAAUGUGGCGGCGGACGUCGGCGAUGCCAGCGUCAUGUACACGCUGCUGUACUUGAGCACGAACGACCCCAUGUGGGACCUCCUCCUUCUCGGCGAUGGCGACCUCUCCAAGGGAAACCUAGCUACUGCUGCUCGUACACAACCCGAUCCUACGAAUGAACUCGCCUCCUCUACAACCAUUGCCAGCGUGAUUCGACUGCCGUUGAACGUCGUCACAGCUGACCGCGAGUUUGGGGCGUUGCAAGCACACAAGGCGCACUCGGAAUGGCAUGCGUCGGCGAUUGCGGAGCUGCUGGUGCCACGUCUGUUUCUGCUCAAGAACCACCCAAACCCGAAAAUCGGCAAUUGCAUGGCGCAGCUGUGGAAAGUGCUCGUGCAUGGAAGUACGACGAGUGAUGUUGUCGUCGUGGCUUCCACGAUCAACCCAGAUAAAGCCAUGGCGAACCAGUAUUACCAAGCGAUAUUGACAUAUGCGCUGCAGCGAUUGGAAAGCAGCCUCAAUUUCAAGUACCGCGAGGCAGCAUGCAACGCCAUGGUGGACAUUUUGAAUGGCCGGGACGCCGGCGACGUGCGCGGCCAGUUGACUCGGCUGUGGAAACUCACGGCGCGGGCCGUGGACGAUGUCACCGAAUCGGUGGUCGUAGCAGGCAUCAAACUGGUCAAGUGCGUGGGGGAGCUCAGUCUCCGCGUGGCAGCCGUGGACGGUGCCUGUUUAGACCAUGUGCUUUCGUUUCUCGUGCGGGAGGGUAUUUCCGCGUCCAACAAAUUGUGCCAGGCGCUGUGCAUGGGUUACUUGUUGCGGCUCAUCAAAGCGAUCCCGUCCAUCCAUCUGCAAGCGUACCUCUCGACGCUUCCCGUGACCUUGCUCCAGUGCAUGUCCUCGUUGGAAAUGCCAGAGUUACAGUAUGCUCAAUUCCACGUCCAAGACAAGCGCCAGCUGGAGAAGGCUCGUGUGUCGCUCAGCCAAGCUGGUCCCGUGGGCGAGCUCUUGCAAGCGUGUAUGGCCCAGCUCUCGACGUUCGCAGCGUCUCAAGGCUGCGCCGCGGCCGCCCCCAUCGUGCGGGACUUGUGCGACGGGGUUUGCACCGUGCUUCGCUCUGGCGUCGGUCUCAAUACCCGCGUCGGGUCGGCCAACUUUGUCGCCACGUUGGUGACCGAAGUGCCUCUGGAGAUGCGACACUGUGGCGCACCCGACAAGCUCCUCUUGCGUAUCUUUAUCCCUUUCGUCACCCACGCCGUUUUGAACGAAACGAUUGACGAUUCUCAGGACGGUUUGGAAGCAGACGGGGGGCUUCGCGAUGGCCUCGUCAUGCGCGCGUACUGCCGCGCGGCCGCGUAUGUAUCCAAGCUGGCGGCGCCGUCGACUGUGGCCAAGUAUAUCUGUGAAGGCAUCCUCGCCGUUCCAUCGACGAUUGUGGUGGGAAGUGAAGGCAGCAGUACGACCGAGAAGGGGUUUGGGCGGUAUGGGUGGGUCACGGUGACCGCGCUGCAAGAGCUUCUGGCUCAAGUCCCGCCGCCCUCGUCGUCGUCGGAUGCUACGACAGACUGGUGUGCGGAUGUGUUUUCGGUGGCAUUUGUGGGGCAGUACUCGUCGCAGGCGUCGCUCGGUGUCGCGUGGAAAGCUGUGCUGGAGGCCAUUCCGCCCACAUUGCGCCACUCGCCUCAAUAUGCAGCCAAGACCCUCGCUUAUGGAUGUGAACUGAUGUCGCAUUUGUCGUGGGAGUGUCGAAAGCAAGGCGCGUCGGCGAUCAUCGCGCUGGCGUCGUCCCCAGAGUACGUGAUUUCCGACUGGUCGUCUGCGGUGCACAAGAUCAAGGCGUCGAUUCCAGGACAGUUGUGGCGCGGCAAAGGUAUUGUGCUCGAGGCACUGGGGGCCACGUACAUCGUCACAGAUUGUCACGACAACCACGAAAAGGAGGAGAUGGUGAUGAUGCUCGUGAGCGAAUGCGACCGCGCGAUUCGAAACGGGGACAUGUCGUACUUGGACAGUGCGAUACAGAGUCUGGGCACGUUGGCAAGUGUUAAGUCGUCGCCGCCGUCAUCUAUCGACUCGUUUGUCGUGUUGAAAACGUUCUUCUUUGACGACACGUCGGAGAUGGAAUUGCCGCCCCUCGUACGAAAACGCAUGUUUGAAACCCUCGGCAAGUGGUGGCCCGUCGACUGUGACACUGUUCGCUCCAGUCACGUGUUGGCGUGGCUGUGCAGUGUCGCAGACGCGUCGACGUACCCCGUGUGGAGUGUACGCGACGCCAUGUACGGAUGCCUGACGCACAUCGUAUCGCGUGCAUCGUUUGAUGCGCUGGGCACUCGUCAGACGAUGGAAGCACUUGUGACAACGUGUUUGAACGGAGUGGGCGACCCAAAGUAUGCCGCGGUGCGCCGAUCGGCCCUGGGGGCGGUCGUGGCCCUAGCCAGUCGGCGCAAUGACCAAGGUCUGUCCCUGGUAACUCUAGUGCCGUACAAGGAAGAACUGACGGUUGCUGCCACGCAGCUACUGCUCCACGACACGGAGCCAUCCGUGUGUCAUGCCGCGUCCGACGUGCUCGCAGCGUUGCAAGCCAUGCACUAAGUGUCGGUGUUUGAUUCACACAUUUGGUUUUACAGCGUGGGAAACACAAGGAUACUAGUACUACUACUACUACUUGGUUGUUGGCAUGAUGGGGGCUUAGUUGGAGUUUUUGUUUUCACGCGCUUCUUUGAGGGCUCGAAUGCGAUCCUUGAUACGCUGGAGGAACUCGUUGUUGACGGUGCCGUCUUCCCCAAACUUGGGGAGUCCUUGGGCGGUCACGACAGCGACGAAUAUGGCGACUAGUAGUAACUUUUGCAUGCUGGCGGCGGCAGUGGAUACUGUUUGGAGGGGAGAUAGAUGGUAAAAUUGAAACUGGUCGGUCACGUCGUUGAACCCUUAAACUCGGUGCCCCUUG